Saccharomycopsis crataegensis is the source of this 1830-nucleotide messenger RNA. Its product is annotated as glycoside hydrolase family 125 protein. The record is from RefSeq and is a predicted model, not a curated record. Gene Ontology annotation, biological process: carbohydrate metabolic process. The coding region runs from base 1 to 1830 and encodes 609 amino acids. Lineage: Eukaryota; Fungi; Ascomycota; Saccharomycetes; Ascoideales; Saccharomycopsidaceae. The transcript has a single exon.
AUGCUCACCCACAGGACUUUGCGGCACACUAGGUAUCUCAUGUUGGCAGUGUCCGUGCUUAUGGUCUACUACCUUCUCCAACAAACACACGGACAGCUGCUGGUACACAACUUGAUUGUCGAUAAUAACGAUGAUUUGUUGGGAACCCCUAAAUUGGUGAUUCAGCAGCAGCAACCACCGUCUCAAGGUGGGUUAUUUUCGCUUUUCAGUAAAGCCAAUAUGUGUCCUAAUUAUGUGGACUACUCGCAAACACCUCAUGAACCUCGUUCUAAUGGCCCAUUGAAAUUGCCAUUCCAAAGACCCGACAAACCGUGUCGUACUUACCUGUCAAAUUCGGUGGAAAAAAUCAUUGACGAUUUCAAGUUGAGAAUUGCUGAUCCUGACUUGGCGAUGUUGUUUGAAAAUUGUUUGCCAAAUACUUUGGACACCACGAUCUUGUGGCAUCAUAACGCCACCAGAAAGAGCAAUUCAGCAGAACCACCAACCAUGAAGAGACCUCCUUCUCCUCCUCCUCAACGGGAACCCGGUUUGCGAGGGGCAAGUUUUGAUAUGUCAGAAUAUACCCAAUCAUUCAUUGUCACUGGGGAUAUUCAUGCAGAAUGGCUUCGAGACUCUGCUUGGCAGUUAUCGGUGUAUCAACCCCUAGCCAAAUACGACCAAUCACUAAAAGAUUUGAUCACCGGUGCCAUCAACACUCAAGCAAGAUAUAUUGUUUAUGAUCCAUAUUGUAAUGCGUUCCAGCCGCCUCCAGAAUCAGGAAUUGAAAGACAACAAUCAGCGAUCGACAAAGUCUUUCCUCGGCCGAAUUGGGACAAUGUGUUUGAAUGUAAAUGGGAAGUUGAUUCGUUGGCGUCAUUUUUGGCGUUAUCAAACCAAUAUUAUGCGGCCACUGGGGACGCCUCGAUCUUCAAUGAUCUUUGGCAACAAGCCUUUGAGACAAUUUUCCUGGUGAUCAAACGUCAACGAGCCCCAACGUUCAACGCCAACGGGAAUUUACAACCUCCGUAUUACGGUUUUCAAAGAGAUACCAACAUUGGGUCGGAAACUUUACCGUUAUCGGGGACAGGGAACCCGGUGAAUUUUAAUACCAAAUUGAUUAGAUCAGCGUUCAGGCCUUCGGAUGACGCGUGUAUUUUCCAGUUGUUUGUUCCUGGUAACGCAUUUAUGACAUCUGAACUUUUCAAACUUGCUGAAUCUUUUGAAAAUAAACCGGAAUUUCAAUCCAUUCAUUCUCGGGCCACCAAUAUGGCGUUGGCGCUUAAUGAAUCCAUUUACGAGUUCGGGGUGGUCGAUCACCCAGUACACGGGAAAGUGUUUGCUUACGAAAUCGAUGGCUAUAACAGUGCGUUAUUCAUGGACGAUGCCAAUAUUCCGUCGUUAUUAUCGCUUCCUGACCUUGGGUUCAUCGACCGUAAUGAUCCAUUGUAUCAAAACACCAGAAAAAUGGUGCUUGAUAAAAAAUCCAACCCUUAUUGUUUGACCGGUAAGUUCUUUGAAGGAAUCGGGGGUCCUCAUGUUGGGUAUCGUCAUGCUUGGCCAAUGAGUCUUUGUGUGAAAAUCCGUACUAGUGAUGAUGACGAAGAAAUAAAGGCCGAUUUGGCCAUGCUUUUGAGUACCACAGGAUCUUUGGGGUUGAUGCAUGAAGGGGUUAAUGUUCUAGUGGCAGGAGGCACUGAUUACACCAGAUCAUGGUUUUCGUGGUGUAAUUCAGAAUUCGGCAAGACCAUAUUAGAUUUGGCGAAACGGAAACCACAUUUGAUCUUCAAAGAAGAAUAUAAAGAUCAGCCGUAUGUCAUUGAUGAGCAGUUUAAGGGGUUAUAUUUUGAUUAA